AAUUCAAAAAAUGAAUUCAGUUAAUUUUCCCAUUUUCAUUUCGUUUUUUCAGGUCCCCAAUUCCUCUCAAUAUCAAACAAACAAUCAAACAAAACGUUACUUCUAUGGCGGUAACAUCUAGUAGUUACCCUCAUCAUUCAACCUCCCAAACCUAACAUGAAUAAACAAAACCAAAAAACUCCACCCACUCCCCACCCUCUCAAUCAUUAAAUUCAAUAACUCUCACUUCCCAAACCCCAAAUCUCAUUCUCAUCAAUUUCAUCACCAAAACCAAAAAACCUAAAAUCACAAUUCCAGACCCUAACCAUAACCACCACUUUUCUCAUCCCUCAUCAUCAUCUUCAUCAUCAUCGCCAUCUUCAUUGCAAUCUCCAAGAGUUUUGUUCCCUCAAUUCAGACUCAUAAACCUAACACCAAACUCAAUGUUCUCAACCCCAUUCGUUCUCACUUUCUCUCUCCUCCUCUCUCUCCCAAUCCUCUUCUUUCUCGCUCCUCGAAUCCUCCCUCCCCACCCCACCCCCAUCCCAAUCUCCCCCUCCGAUGAACUCGAUGACAUCAACCUCUUCAACAACGCCAUCGCUCAUUCCUCAACCCCUCCUUCCUCCCCUCACCCCUCCAAAUUCUUCCACCUCUCUUCCAAAAACCCUAACCUCAAAAUCGCUUUCCUCUUCCUCACAAACACAGAUCUCCAUUUCACCCCUCUCUGGAACCUCUUCUUCCAAACCACACCUACCAAACUCUUCAACAUUUACGUCCAUUCAGAUCCCUCAUUCAACAUCACAAACAUCAACACCAACAACAACAACAACAACAACCCUCUCUUCAAAUUCAUCCCCUCCAAAAAAACCUACCGCGCUUCCCCCACUCUCAUCUCCGCCACGCGCCGCUUACUCGCCACCGCACUCUUAGACGAUCCCUCUAACUCCUAUUUCAUCGUCCUUUCUCAAUUCUGCAUACCUCUCCACUCCUUCGAUUACAUCUACCGUUCUCUCUUUCUCUCGCCGACGUUCGAUCUCACCGACACCGAAUCGACGCAAUUCGGUGUCCGUUUGAAAUACAAAAGCUUCGUGGAAAUUAUCUCCAAUGGUCCGAGGCUAUGGAAACGCUACAUCGCGAGAGGGAGAUAUGAGAUGAUGCCGGAAGUUCCGUUUGAGAAAUUCCGAGUUGGAUCUCAGUUUUUUUCUCUAACGAGAAAACACGCUUUGGUUGUGGUUAAAGAUAGAACUCUGUGGAGGAAAUUCAAGGUUCCGUGUUAUCGUGAGGAUGAGUGUUAUCCUGAGGAGCAUUAUUUUCCGACUUUGUUGUCCAUGGUGGAUCCUGAUGGGGUUACUAGCUAUACGCUUACUAAUGUUAAUUGGACUGGGACUGUGAAUGGUCAUCCUCAUACUUAUCAAGUGGAUGAAGUUUCGCCCGAGCUUAUUCUCCGGUUAAGGAAGUCGAAUCAUUCGGAGUCUUAUUUGUUUGCGAGGAAAUUUGUUCCUGAAUGCUUGGAACCCUUGAUGGCCAUGGCAAAAUCCGUGAUUUUCAUGGACUGAAUAAUUUGGGAAAUUUUGAGAUCUUGAUAUGAUGAAAAAAUUCAGUGAAGAUAUUUAUGAUGAGACAAUAUUGCUUAAUGUUGCCGUGGCUAUAGCUUGAUGGGAUAUACAGUUUGAAGAAGCAAUGUGCGGUAUAUCUGGAACUUUAAUGGAGAGACUCAAUAUUUCAUUAAAAUGAUGAGUCAAUAUUCAAAAUUGAAAACAGUGUGAGAUAGGUAGAUGAGACACCUGCCUGAGUUUAAAAAAAGAGAGGCAGAUGAUGUUUAGUCAAGUGUAUUAUUCAGUUGGUGCAAGUGGUUAAGUAAUUGCCAAAGAAGAUUGUUUAGGUAGUUUUGUCUUCUGUUGGUUUUUUUGUACAUACCAAGCGUGUAAACUUUAUUGGUAAGAUGCUCCAAAAGUACUUCUUUUAGACAAAAACACAUGAGGUUAUGUCUGAACAUGAGGCAGCAGUGAUGAUGAUAUAAAAAAAACUGCCCAAAUUUGGCCAGUUGCUUGUGCAUUUUGCAAUUGA
Molecule: messenger RNA, 2046 nt
Organism: Vicia villosa (hairy vetch)
Lineage: Eukaryota; Viridiplantae; Streptophyta; Magnoliopsida; Fabales; Fabaceae
Product: glycosyltransferase BC10
Exons: 2
Coding region: 423-1535 (370 amino acids)
Cellular component (GO): membrane
Molecular function (GO): glycosyltransferase activity
Source: RefSeq, a predicted model, not a curated record